Molecule: messenger RNA, 3768 nt
Organism: Kalmanozyma brasiliensis GHG001
Lineage: Eukaryota; Fungi; Basidiomycota; Ustilaginomycetes; Ustilaginales
Product: Type I phosphodiesterase/nucleotide pyrophosphatase/phosphate transferase
Exons: 1
Coding region: 1-3768 (1255 amino acids)
Biological process (GO): GPI anchor biosynthetic process
Cellular component (GO): endoplasmic reticulum membrane
Molecular function (GO): mannose-ethanolamine phosphotransferase activity
Source: RefSeq, a predicted model, not a curated record
AUGGCGCCUUCUUCGUCGGCGCUCAAUCCGCCGCCCUCGCUUGCCGACCUUCGGCGCGGCGACCAGCCAGCACCAGCACCAGCACCAGCACCGACCACCCCACAGCAUCCAGCGUUCGGCGACUCUCUCCGGCGCCGUCAACGUCGAGCCUCGCAUUCCUCUCAUGAUUCGCACGACUCGCAUGGCUCUCAUGAGUCGCACUCUUCACAUUCCUCCUAUGCCGCAAGACACCCUGACCGCGUACCGCAGAAGGCAGCAUCGCCGAACAAAGCCUUCCUCAGCGUGCUGGCCCUGCUCGGUCUCGUCCUGGUGUACACCUCGGUAGGACUGUGGCUGUUCAUCAAGGGGUUCUUGUUGACACGGCACGAGCUAUCCGGGAUCAACGAGUGCGCAGAGACGGUAGAGAGGCAUUGGACACUGCCUGGUCCGCCGGAGAGCUUUGACGAUGCGAGCCUGUUGAACUGGGCGGAGACGGUGUUGGAUCCGAGGGUGGGCAAGGGCGAGUGCAGGUUGGCACCGACACAUAAGAAGGCCGUGGUGCUGAUCAUAGAUGCGCUGCGGUACGACUUCGUUGCUCCUCUUCCGCCGACGACUGAGGAAGACAGCACAGGAUGGACACCGAAUCCGUACUACCACAACAUCCUCUCGCUUCCCGCAGAGCUGACUGCGAAGCAUGGCAGCCCGGCAUACGCAACACAGAAAGGUCCCAGCUCCUUCCUCGCUCACUUUGCAGCUGAUCCACCUACGACGACUCUGCAACGACUCAAGGGUCUCACCACGGGGACGCUGCCCACCUUCAUCGAGGCAGGCGCCAACUUUGGCUCGGCCGGCACGGGCAUCGGCCAAGUCAACGAGGACAACUGGAUCGCCCAAUUCAAGCGCUCCAUCCUCACGUCCAGCAGUACGCAAGACAGAGCAGGACUGGUCUUCGCAGGCGACGAUACGUGGAGCACUGUCUUCCCCAACCUCUUCGACGCAGAGACCACGUGGACGUACGACUCAUUCAACGUGGAAGACCUCGACACGGUCGAUCGGGGCGUCGAGUCGAAGCUCCUCCUCUUCCUGCAGCAAAAUCACCCGGAUCGCCAGGUAGGCGUGCACGAUUCCUGGCGGCUGCUCGUCGGGCACACGCUGGGAGUGGAUCAUGUGGGACAUCGCUUCGGCGCCAGCCAUUCAAAGAUGAAGGUCAAGCUGGAGGAGAUGCAGCUGCUGUUGAAGAACAUCACGGAUGCAGUGGACGAGGAGACGCUCGUGGUGGUGAUGGGCGAUCACGGGAUGGACGAGAGGGGUGAUCACGGAGGUGAUGCUGAGCUCGAAAUCGGAGCUGGGCUGUGGAUGUACUCCAAGGGCGGGUUCGGGUCCGUUGGUCGUCGAGUGGAAGACCGCCUCGACCCUGCAGAGUACAUCUCCACUCCGGAGGUCGAAGCGAUCUUGCCAAGCAGGAUUCCGUUCAGUCCGCUUCCUUCCCCUCCAUACCCCAGUCAAGGGCACAGGAGCGUACCGCAGAUCGACCUCGUACCCACCAUCUCGAUCCUCCUCGGUCUCCCCAUCCCCUACAACAACCUCGGCAGCAUCAUCCCAGACCUCUUCCCUCACCCAGACACGCGACUCCUCGCUCUGCGCAUCACAGCGACGCAGAUGCGCUCGUAUCUCACGGCGUACUCGCAAAAGUCACCAGAUCUGGCGGCGUUCAAGCCGGAGUUCGACGCGCUCUGGCUGGACGCUGUGCGGGCGGAUGCGGAGCUGGCGCAGCUGCUGGCCAAGACGCCGAGUGCGAAGAAUCAGGUGACGAUCGAGGCGGCGUGGAGGAAGGCGGCGCAGGCGUACCACCGGUUCAACCGGGUCAGUCUGGUGAGGGCGAGGGAGGUGUGGGCGCAAUUUGAUAUGGUGAGGAUUGCCGUGGGACUGGUGGUGCUGGUGUUGGCGUUGACGACGGCGUGGGUCAUCAGGGAUGGUGCGCUGAACGGCUUGGUUGCAGCGCUGCCCAAUACUGAUACCGACGCUGCUGGUGACAACAGCAAGGUCGAGCAGGUGAGGCCGAGUCAGACGACAGAAGAGCUCUACACGGUGGUCAAGCGAUCCAUCUCCCGCCCGAUGCUCACUGGCUCCGUGGUAGGAGCAGUCCUACACUUUGCAACCCUGCUACCACUCCCCCUCGCCGUGGCCACACUCCUGAAGCCGCUCACACUGCUCGACAGCGUGCUUGCCGGCGCAUCCAUCGCAUCCCAACUAUGCCUGCUCAUCCAGCACUUCCCCCGCAGCAUCUCCCACCGAAAGGAUGAUGACGAAGCCAGCACGACACCGGCUACCACCAAACUCCUCGCCUCCUCCGGCUGGCUCAUCCUCCUGAUUCACUCGGCCAUCUUCGCCUCUAACUCGUUCCUCGUCUUUGAAGACCGGUUCGUGCUUCUCUCGCUCACCACUCUCCUGCUCAUUCGGGGCCUGCUGCUGCUUGGCGCCUCGCCGAACGCGCACACCAAGACGCGCGCUCUGAUGCACACCCUCCUCGCCCUUGGCCUGACACGGGUCGCAGCGUACCCCCGGGUGUGUCGCGAGGAGCAAGCCCCCCACUGCACCAGCACGUUCUUCGCCUCCUCUCCGUCCAACGCAGCAUCGGCGCUCAACAGCCCGUACACCAUCGCACUCGCUUACAUCCUCGCCUACCUCUUACCCAGUUUCAUCGCGCGCUUCUUGCGCGGGAGCAAGAGCUUCGUUGGCAUUGCACCCGCGUUUUUCGACUGGGUGGUAAGGCCGACGCUGAUGAGCGGCGCGGGGUAUUGGGCGUUGGAUUGGGCGAGCGUGCUUCCUGCCGUAGAGCGCAGUGGAUGGGGAGCGACGCUGGAGUGGGUCAAGGGGUGGGUGGCUGUUGUAGAUCUGGUCGUGCUAGCUGGGGUGGCGAUGGCGUUUUGGAUCUUCGCCCCGUUGUGUUUGGACAUUCGACGCGAGCCUGCGACCCAAGAGGAGGAGAAGGAGAAAGUGAGAAUUUUGGGAUACGCCAACAGUUUUGGGAGCAGUUUUGUGCUGCUCGUAGGGUUGGUGGUGGGGGUGCUGUGGGUGGUCACCCAGCCGAGUGGGCAGUUGGCCUUGGGUUGUGUGUGGUUGUGUGGGAUGCUGACGGUUGAAUUGGGGGAUGCGGAGAGGGAUGUUCUCGUUCUUCAUCGACAACGACUCGCGCUCGCCUCUGCAACCUCAACCACUUCCAUCCCGGAUCAAGGUGCACAGCCCUCAACGACAACAGCGAGCAUCUCGACCCGCAUCCACCUCUCCUCUGCCGAGAUCGCAACGUUCGCCCUCCUCGGAUACCUCUGCUUCUUCGGCACGGGUCACCAAGCGACCUUCCCCUCCAUCCAGUGGCGACUGGCCUUCCUCACAUCCCCAACACUUGCCUAUCCACUAUCGCCGCUGUUGGUAGCACUCAACUCGUUCGGCCACCUAACUGUCCUCCCACCGCUCUUCACGGUCCUCGCACUGCUAUGGAACACCUCCCCGCUGCCACGUGGGUCAGGGACACGCAUGACCCUCCCACGCAAGAUCCUCGCUGCCCUGCUCACGCUGGCGCUCUACAACGGCGUGCUGCUCCUCAGCACAACAGCGCUCAGCGGCUUGGUGUUCAGACGCCAUUUGAUGCUGUUCAAAGUGUGGACGCCCAGAGUGAUGCUAGCGAGCAUAGCGAGUAUAGGUGGACAGACAGCAGGCAUGGCGGUCACCCUGGCCGCUUGGCAGGUGGCGAACAAGGUCAAUGCUAUUUUCGGUAGCGAGUUCGCUUAA